This is a messenger RNA of Emericellopsis atlantica, 1362 nucleotides long. Its product is annotated as RNA polymerase I associated factor, A49-like protein. The record is from RefSeq and is a predicted model, not a curated record. Lineage: Eukaryota; Fungi; Ascomycota; Sordariomycetes; Hypocreales; Bionectriaceae. The coding region runs from base 1 to 1362 and encodes 453 amino acids. Gene Ontology annotation, cellular component: RNA polymerase I complex. Gene Ontology annotation, biological process: transcription elongation by RNA polymerase I; nucleolar large rRNA transcription by RNA polymerase I; RNA polymerase I preinitiation complex assembly. The transcript is spliced from 2 exons. Gene Ontology annotation, molecular function: DNA binding.
AUGGCCAAAAGGAAGAGAGAGGGCGAAGGCUCUGCAAAGGCCUCCAAGAAGGUCGCCAUUGACGCACAUGCACCGCAGGCCAAGGUGUCGUCUGUUCUGCGACCAAAGUCCUCUCCACCGGUGAUAGUGACUGCCCCAGGCAUAAGCGUAAUGUCUGAUUCGACAUUUCAACCAUACGUCCCCCAAGAUCAGAUCAUUGCGGCGAAGAACAAGUCCAAAUCCACACAGCAAGAGCUCCUGCUACACUCAACGUCACAUCCGAAUCUCGACUACACAGCCAAGGAGGAAACGUCCCGUGGAUCGAAACCGCUGGUCAACCACUAUGUCGGAGUCUACGACCCCAAGACUGGGACGAUGCAGGUCAUCGAGGCGAAGAAGAUGGUUGUCCGCGGCGCAGUAAGGGCUAAGCAGCAAGCUGAGAAAGAAGCCGCGGCCAAGAGGGCACUCGCCGUAAGGAGCUCAAAGUCAAAGCUGGCUGUCACAGUGGCUAAUAAUCAGCAGACCAACUUUGAGCGCAGAACCGAGUUGGGACAGACAUUCGGCACCAGGAAGGCCAAGAAGGCCCUCGCAGACGUAACCCUCAACGCCAUCGGCCCGGUGCGCAGGGAUGCAGACGAACCCUCAAAACCGUUGGACGCCGCAUCCAAGGCCAUGCUCACUUCCGUGGGCUCGAUUACCUCCACCAUGGCGUCGAAAGAGGAAUUGCAGGCGGUGGUGGACGAAGCCAAGCCCGUGCCCAAAGCCAACCUCGAUGCCACCGAUAUCCUCGACGUCUACGAUCCGAAUGUUAUCAUUGGCCGGGACAUUCUCAACCAGGUGCCCAUCCGCGAGUGGCAGGAAAAGGCGCAGCACAAGGAGAGUAUCCAGGCUCCAUCGCGGUUCGUGGUGUCCCGCGUGGCACCCAUCGCCAUCAAUGCCGACGCUACGCUCCGCCUACGCGUGUUGCGGUACCUGUGCUUUGUGCUCAUCUUCUACAUGUCGACCAAGCCUGGUCGCGAACGCGGCACGCGGUCCAUCCCGCCGCGGGACAAGCUGCGCCAAGCCCUGGAUCCCGCGCCCGAGGCCGUCGUCGAAUCGAUCCGUCGCAAAUUCUCGGAUGCAGGCACCAUGCGAAAAUUCCACAUGGAUCUGCUGAUGACGCACUGCUGCGUGUUCUCCUGCAUCGUGGACAACUUUGAGUCCGACACGCAGGCGUUGCGAGAUGACUUGCGACUCGACCAGAAGACCAUCAAUUCCUAUUUCCAUGAGAUUGGUGGGCGGGUGAAGCCCGUCAAGACAGAGCACGGCACUGCGCAGAUAGGUCGCUUGGCGCUGCCGCUUGAUUUCCCCAAGCAGCGACACUUGGCGCCCAAGAAGCGAUAG